CCGCAAGUCUUCUUAAUUUCAUAAACGUUCACUCAACAAUUAUGAAUCUUCUUGUACUCUGGACGGUCAUCGUGCUGGGGCUGGGCCCCCUCGCGGACAGUACCGAGGACGCGGGGCUCCGGGGGCUCCCGGAGAAGGAGACCCGAUGUGCCGCCCUGGUGCAGGCCGCACUGAAGGAGUACAUAAAACUUUACGAGGAGGGACUCCAAGAUUCACCAGAUGUGAUGAAUCUGAUAUUGACAAGACUGGGAAUCGCUCGUAACGGCACAAUGAAGACCAUAGAAAGGAACGUCUUUAAUAACACCGAUGAAACGGGACAUGAAACCGGAAAAAAGACUGUUGUUGAGAAGAUGACGGAGACUGACGUAGCACCCAACGGAACUGUAACAAAGACUUCGGAAACCACGGUCGAUAUAGAUGAGGACGGUAAACAAAGUGGUGAAAAAUCUGUGACCGAAAGUGAAACCAUGACGGGACAGACUCCAGAUAAUGGGACCAUAGCACGAACAGUGGACGUUAAAAAGGUACUGGACGAAGAGGGCAAUGAAGUAAAGGAGGAAGUUGUUAUGAAGAAGGAAUUGAUAGUACAACCUCCCACCAAUACGACUGAGGAAAAGCCGCGGGACAAUGAAGACGCAAAUCUUAUCGGUCCAAAAGUAGGGGCGGACGACAAAGGUGAAAACAAAACCGAGUUAAAACAUGAUGCCUCAGGAAAGAGCGACGGACUUCAGAAAGCAGAACUAACAGAGGAAAUAAAGGAGAUUCUGCCCGGCAAUAUAACGAAUGAAGUGUUAGCAAAACAGAAAGAAGAACAGCUUUCUCCACAGGAAAGCACUAUUGUGACAUCUGUGGAAAGGAAGAAUGUUACAGAGAAGGAUGAUGGACUUGAGAAAGUAGAACUGACAGAGGAAAUAAAGGAAAUUCUGCCCGGCAAUAUAACGAAUGAAGUUUUAGCAAAACAGAAAGAAGAACAGCUUUCUCCACAGGAAAGCACCAAGGUGACAUCUGUGGAAAGGAAGAACGUUACAGAAAAGGAUGAUGGACUUGAGAAAGUAGAACUGACAGAGGAAAUAAAGGAAAUUCUGCCCGGCAAUAUAACGAAUGAAGUGUUAGUUAAAGAGAAGAAAGAACAGCUUUCUCCACAGGAAAGCACUAUUGUGACAUCUGUGGAAAGGAAGAACGUUACAGAGAAGGAUGAUGGACUUGAGAAAGUAGAACUAACAGAGGAAAUAAAGGAAAUUCUGCCCGGCAAUAUAACGAAUGAAGUGUUAGUUAAAGAGAAGAAGGAACAGCUUUCUCCACAGGAAAGCACCAAGGUGACAUCUGUGGAAAGGAAGAACGUUACAGAAAAGGAUGAUGGAAAAGAUGUCGAGAAAGAAACUGUAAUUCAAAAAGAAGUCGAAAAGAAUGUGUGUGAUAGCGACAUCAAUGAGGUUCGUAACGAAAAACAUCUUAAUGAAACAAUUGAAGACUUGAAACACCAAGUUGAUGACGUGAAAAACAAGAUUAAGGAAGAAAAAGAAAAGGCUGAAGAAACAAAUGCUACGCGUAGCCCAUGCGUCGUAAAAGAACCAAGUGCUGCCCCUGUCAUUCAAGAAGGUAACGUCGUUGAAAAGAUAGUCCCUGCUGUGACGCCGGCGAAGGUUGCCGAAAAGAUUCAUCCUACGGUGACGGAAGGGGAAGUCCCCGUUGAGACAAGAGAGAAGGUUGUUGAGCAGGCUGCCCCUUCGGUGACAGAGGAGAUCGUAAGUGUCUCUAAGGAGCAAGAAGAAGUCCCUGUUGUGGCAGAAGAGAAGAAGGUUAUUGAAAAGAUUCAUCCUACGGUGACGGAAGGGGAAGUCCCCGUUGAGACAAAAGAGAAGGUUGUUGAGCAGGCUGCCCCUUCGAUGACAGAGGAGAUCGUAAGCGUCUCUAAGGAGCAAGAAGAAGUCCCUGUUGUGGCAGAAGAGAAGAAGGUUGUUGAAAAGAUUAUCCCCUCGGUGACAGAAGGAGAAGUCCCGGUAGUCCCUCAACAGGAGGUUGUUGAAACAGUUGCCCCAUCGCCGACAGAAGAGAAAGCUCCUGUUGUGACACAAGAAAGGGCUAUUGAGCAGAAUGUCCCACAAGAAAGGGUUAUUGAGCAGAAUGCCCCACAAGAAAGGGUUAUUGAGCAGAAUGUCCCACAAGAAAGGGUUAUUGAGCAGAAUGUCCCACAAGAAAGGGUUAUUGAGCAGAAUGUCCCACAAGAAAGGGUUAUUGAGCAGAAUGUCCCACAAGAAAGGGUUAUUGAGCAGAACGUCCCACAAGAAAGGGUUAUUGAGCAGAAUGCCCCACAAGAAAGGGUUAUUGAGCAGAAUGUCCCACAAGAAAGGGUUAUUGAGCAGAAUGCCCCACAAGAAAGGGUUAUUGAGCAGAAUGUCCCACAAGAAAGGGUUAUUGAGCAGAACGUCCCACAAGAAAGGGUUAUUGAGCAGAAUGCCCCACAAGAAAGGGUUAUUGAGCAGAAUGUCCCACAAGAAAGGGUUAUUGAGCAGAACGUCCCACAAGAAAGGGUUAUUGAGCAGAACGUCCCACAAGAAAGGGUUAUUGAGCAGAACGUCCCACAAGAAAGGGUUAUUGAGCAGAAUGCCCCACAAGAAAGGGUUAUUGAGCAGAAUGUCCCACAAGAAAGGGUUAUUGAGCAGAAUGUCCCACAAGAAAGGGCUAUUGAGCAGAAUGUCCCACAAGAAAGGGUUAUUGAGCAGAAUGCCCCACAAGAAAGGGUUAUUGAGCAGAAUGUCCCACAAGAAAGGGUUAUUGAGCAGAAUGCCCCACAAGAAAGGGUUAUUGAGCAGAAUGUCCCACAAGAAAGGGCUAUUGAGCAGAAUGUCCCACAAGAAAGGGUUAUUGAGCAGAACGUCCCACAAGAAAGGGUUAUUGAGCAGAAUGUCCCACAAGAAAGGGCUAUUGAGCAGAAUGUCCCACAAGAAAGGGUUAUUGAGCAGAACGUCCCACAAGAAAGGGUUAUUGAGCAGAAUGCCCCACAAGAAAGGGUUAUUGAGCAGAAUGCCCCACAAGAAAGGGUUAUUGAAAAGGUUGCCCCAGAAGAAAGAGUUAUUGAACAGGCUGCCCCUACGGCGACAGAGGAGAUUGUCACUGUUUCUAAAGAGAAAGAAGAAGUCCCUGUUGUUGAAACAGAGGAAAAGGUUCCCGUUGUGACAAAUCAGACGGUUGUAGAAAAGAUUCAUCCUCCGGCGACAGAAGAGAUUGUCACUGUUCCUAAAGGGAACGAAGAAGUCCCUGUUGUUGAAACAGAGGAAAAGGUUCCCGCUGUGACAAAUCAGACAGUUGUUGAAAAGAUUCAUCCUCCAGCGCAAGAAGAGAUUGUCACUGUUCCUAAAGGGAAAGAAGAAGUCCCUGUUGUUGAAACAGAGGAAAAGGUUCCCGCUGUGACAAAUCAGACAGUUGUUGAAAAGAUUCAUCCUCCGGCGACAGAAGAGAUUGUCACUGUUCCUAAAGGGAACGAAGAAGUCCCUGUUGUUGAAACAGAGGAAAAGGUUCCCGUUGUGACAACUCAGACAGUAACAGAAGAAAGAGUUGUCAAUCAACGGGAGGUUGUUGAGAAGGGUGCCCCCUCUGUCAACGAAAGCGUAGUUUCCAUUCCAAAGAGGGAGGAAGGAGUAGUUUAAAGAAUUGCUCCUGUUGUAAAGAAAGCAAUUACAACAGAGUAGUGAUACCAGGUUGCUGUUUCUCUUAUCUAUUUCAU
Eriocheir sinensis (Chinese mitten crab) is the source of this 3724-nucleotide messenger RNA. Its product is annotated as titin-like. NCBI's taxonomy places the organism in Eukaryota, Metazoa, Arthropoda, Malacostraca, Decapoda, Varunidae. The record is from RefSeq and is a predicted model, not a curated record. The transcript has 2 exons. The coding region runs from base 42 to 3647 and encodes 1201 amino acids.